UUUUUAGGAGUUAUUUCAUUAUUUAAAUUAAUAAUAUUAACAUUAAGGUGUUACCAACAUCUUCUAUAUUUCUAUACGUAAGAAUGCACGAGUAAGGUGAAGCAUCUUGAGUCCCACUCUUUCAUGCACAUUCAUUAUUAAACUCUCAAAUAAAGAUAGUGUGUGUUGUUAUUGCACCAUUUCUCUGUCUUUCUUUCUAUCAUCUUCCUUAUGGCUUCUGCAACACCCAAAGAGAUAGUGAGAGAGCUCCCACCUCUCAUCCGCGUCUACAACGACGGAACCGUGGAACGCCUCCUAGGCUCUCCGCAGGUCCCACCCUCCCUCCAAGACCUCCAAACAUCGGUUGCAUCCAAAGACAUAGUAAUCUCCGAAAACCCCUCCAUCUCGGCGCGCCUGUAUCUCCCCAAACUCAACUCCCACAUCGCCCAAAAGAUCCCAAUCCUCCUGUACUUCCACGGCGGCGCGUUCUGUCUUGAAUCCGCAUUCUCCUUCCUCCACCACCGCUACAUCAACAUCUUAGCUUCCGAAGCCAAAGUUGUGGUGGUUUCCGUGGAGUACAGGCUGGCCCCAGAGAACCCUCUUCCUGCGGCGUAUGAAGAUAGCUGGGAAGCUCUCAAAUGGGUAACCUCUCAUUCCAACAUCACCAACGGUGAACCUGAACCCUGGUUGAUAAACCACGGUGAUUUUAACAGGUUUUACAUAGGUGGUGACACUGCAGGUGCCAAUAUUGCACACAACGCAGUUCUUCGUGUGGGUGUUGAGAGCGGGGGUUUGGUAGGGGGUGUGAAAAUAGCGGGUGUGGUUCUUGCUUUUCCGUUGUUUUGGAGCUCCGAGCCCAUUUUGUCCGAACCGGUGGAUGGGUUUGAGGAGAGUUCGGCCAUGCAGGUAUGGAGGUUUGUGUACCCUGAUGCGCCACAUGGCAUUGAUAACCCUUUGAUCAAUCCUUUGGGUUGUGGGGCUCCUAGCUUGGCCUCACUAGGGUGUUCCAAGAUGUUGAUUUUUGUGGCGGGGAAGGAUGAUCUUAGGGACAGAGGGAUUUGGUACCAUGAUGCUGUUAAGGAAAGUGGGUGGGAGGGUGAUGUGGAACUGGUUGAAGUGGUGGGAGAGGAACAUUGUUUUCAGAUUUACCAUCCUCAAACUCAGAAUUCUAAGAUCAUCAUCACUCGCAUCGCUUCUUUCCUUGUUUGAACACCAACUGGUGGAAUAAAUUGGAGAAAGGGUGUUUUUGUUGCAGAGAGAUGAUACUUUGUAAGAGAAAAAGGGUGUUGGUAAAAGAAAGUAUCGUCAGUCUUUGUGUUUUGUGUUGUUGCAUUCUCACCAAUUUUAAUCUUCCCUCUUCUCUUUUCUUAACGAGAAAUGAUAGGUUGCCAAUGAUGACCACUUUUUUACCA
Vigna unguiculata (cowpea) is the source of this 1391-nucleotide messenger RNA. Its product is annotated as 2-hydroxyisoflavanone dehydratase-like. The record is from RefSeq and is a predicted model, not a curated record. Gene Ontology annotation, molecular function: hydrolase activity. Lineage: Eukaryota; Viridiplantae; Streptophyta; Magnoliopsida; Fabales; Fabaceae.